AUGGUUUCACAUUCUGAAAGAUUCCAACCCAAGCCUUGCACAGCUAGACUUGCACUCUACCACCCAUUCACAUUUCUACUAGCCAUUCACACCUCUACCACCCAUUCACACCUCUACCAGCCAUUCACACCUCUACCACCCAUUCACACCUCUACCAGCCAUUCACACCUCUACCAGCCAUUCACACCUCUACCAGCCAUUCACACCUCUACCAGCCAUUCACACCUCUACCAGCCAUUCACACCUCUACCACCCAUUCACACCUCUACCACCCAUUCACACCUCUACCACCCAUUCACACCUCUACCACCCAUUCACACCUCUACCAGCCAUUCACACCUCUACCAGCCAUUCACACCUCUACCAGCCAUUCACACCUCUACCAGCCAUUCACACCUCUACCAGCCAUUCACACCUCUACCAGCCAUUCACACCUCUACCAGCCUUUCACACCUCUACCACCCAUUCACACCUCUACCACCCAUUCACAUCUCUACCAGCCAUUCACACCUCUACCACCCAUUCACACCUCUACCACCCAUUCACACCUCUACCAGCCAUUCACACCUCUACCAGCCAUUCACACCUCUACCAGCCAUUCACACCUCUACCAGCCAUUCACACCUCUACCACCCAUUCACACCUCUACCACCCAUUCACACCUCUACCACCCAUUCACACCUCUACCAGCCAUUCACACCUCUACCACCCAUUCACACCUCUAACACCCCUUCACACAUCUACCACCCAUACACACCUCUAACACCCCUUCACACCUAG
This is a messenger RNA of Arvicanthis niloticus (Nile rat), 780 nucleotides long. NCBI's taxonomy places the organism in Eukaryota, Metazoa, Chordata, Mammalia, Rodentia, Muridae. The record is from RefSeq and is a predicted model, not a curated record.